AUGAGCGCGACGACGACGGCGGGGGCGCCGCAUCGCGCGCGGAUCCGACCCCGUUCGAACCUCGCGGCGACGUAUUUGUCACCCAUUCUUCCGGGUGCCGUGGCAUUACACUCACCGUCCAAACGCGAGGCGACCCUUCCGCACGUUCGGACGAGGACAUCGACCGCGUCGUCGUCGUCGUCGUCCGCAUCGUCGGACGCCGUCGUCUCGACCGAAUCGUGCGAGUGGACCGACGACGAAAGCGAGUGCGCGCGCAAGACCAAGGCACUCAACGUCCACGAGUGCGGCGUGCCCGACGACCCUGGACUCAACUGGCACCUCCUCUCCGAGUCCCAGUGCGACCUGACGACCAUCGUCAAGUUUCGCCGAAACCACGAGUGGAGGGAGUAUCAGAGCUCGAAGCGGUGGUUCCAGCAGCUCACCACCAUCAACGGGAGUGUGGUGGCGAGGCGGGUGACGUUCCCGGCGCUCGUCAUCACCGCGUGGGCCGUCGCGGUUGCCACCGCGGCUAAGACGGUGUCCGCGCCGUGGCUGUGGGCCUCCGUGUCUUCUGCGUCCCAAUUCGUGUCCAUCGUCGGCGGCGCCGUGUCGCUGCUGUUGGUGUUUCGCACCAACGCCGCGUUCGCCAGGUUCUGCGCCGCCGCGGACUCGUUCGCGGACGUCCUGGCGUCGACGCGAAACCUCUCGCGCAAGAUGGCGGUGUGGGCGCCGGUAACGCAUCGGUCAUCGCUGGCGCGGCUGUGCGCGGCGAUCCCGUGGGCGGUGAAACACCGCGGGCAAGGGAUACACGGCACCCCCGAAGCGGCGGAGGAGCUGGAGACGGUGCUGACGCCCGCGCAGCUGGCGCGGCUGGACCCGGCGGGUAACGUCCCAGCGCAGCUCAUGACGGAGAUUACACGGGCGCUGGAUCGGAUGAACGAGCACAAGGUGGAGCUCAUCUACCAGCUCCUGAUGGAUAACGACCUCACGGCGCUGCACGCGUACGCCGCCAAGACGGAUCGCAUCGCGCAGACCCCCACGCCGGUGAGCUACACGCGUCACAUAUCCCGGAGCCUCAUGCUGUGGCUUUUGACGCUACCCGCGUGCUCCGUCGGCGCGGGGUGCCCGUGGUGGAUCACCGGCGCCGGCACCGCGCUCGUCUCGUGGCUCCUCCUCGGCAUAGACGACCUCGGCAUGCAGCUCGAGCAGCCGUACACGGUGAUGGCGCUCAAGUCGAUGUGCGAAGACGUUCAGGACGAGGUCGUGCCGGAGACUGGGCGCAGCGAGUGGACGCCGAGGAUCGGAGCGCCGCGGGACGAGGUGAAGGCGUCGGGGUUCCUCAACUCGGAGUUGGUCGGAGACGAGACGGCGGACGCGACGACGCAGCUGGCGAGCGCGUGACGUGCAUAAAAGAUAAGAGAAGGGCUCGGGCUCGUACUCAGGGUUUCAUCGCAAAGGAAGAAAGAAGACUCGCAACUCACGGCGUACCGUAAGUUUAACGCGAUGUAACGUAUAAAUAGCACUACACGU
This is a messenger RNA of Micromonas commoda, 1509 nucleotides long. RefSeq lists its product as hypothetical. Bases 1 to 1380 code for a protein of 459 amino acids. The record is from RefSeq and is a predicted model, not a curated record. Gene Ontology annotation, molecular function: chloride channel activity. The transcript is spliced from 7 exons. NCBI's taxonomy places the organism in Eukaryota, Viridiplantae, Chlorophyta, Mamiellophyceae, Mamiellales, Mamiellaceae.